Messenger RNA from Aphanomyces invadans, 2143 nucleotides. RefSeq lists its product as hypothetical. The transcript has 3 exons. The coding region runs from base 97 to 1998 and encodes 633 amino acids. NCBI's taxonomy places the organism in Eukaryota, Oomycota, Saprolegniomycetes, Saprolegniales, Verrucalvaceae. Gene Ontology annotation, molecular function: metal ion binding. The record is from RefSeq and is a predicted model, not a curated record.
UGCUGUUGUCUAUUUUGACCACGUCGAUGUCGCACGCGAGUCAGUCCGUGUUUGUAGCAAACUACCACGUACCUCCAUCGAAUCGGGUGACCGUCCAUGCGCCUACCCCCGUCGGCGCGCGAUGUCCUGCCGCUUCCGCGGGACUACUUUGAGUGCCCGGAGCUCGCUCAUGACGAGGAAGAGCGCUUGAUCCAAGUCGCGCGGAUGAGUUGCCGGCGGCUCAUCGAAACCACGUACAGUCCCAACGCCGAGUGGUCGACAGUCAGUGUCAAGAACGGCGUUCGCAUCAGCAAGAAUAUCCAGGCGCUCCUGCGCGAAGACAUGUCGAGCAUCUCGGACAACCAGCACACAGCGUCGUCGGGGUACGUCAACACGGGCGAGGACGCAGGGCCGUCGUCUGCCAAGCUCAUCCGCGGCACGACCACCGUGAGCGCGACGAUUGAAGAGAUCGCGCUCCAGUUCAAAGUCGAUCGUGGCCACAACCUGAUGAAGUCACGCAAGGACAUCCUGGACAGCAUGGUGCUGUACAAUCUCGUGCGGCCGACCGGCGCCCGGCCCCGCGAUUACGUCGGGAUCUUUUGGGAGUGCGUCAAGUCGCCCGUUCCGUUUUCGCAUCACCGAGACUUCCUCUACCUCGAAUGCCAUGAGGAAUUCCACACGCCCGACGGACGCCGCGGAUGGAGUUACGCGAUGCAUUCGAUCAACCUCCCGUGCUGUCCGCCGCUGGACGCGCUCAAGUUGACGCGGGCGACGUUGAGCAACUCGGGGUUUGUCUUUAUCGAAACGCGCAAAGUUGGUGAGAUUGAGUGCCACUAUUAUCUCGACUUGGACGCGAAAGGCCCGCCGCUCGUGUCCGAGGUCAUGGCACGGCGCAAGAUCUCAGCGCUGUCGCACUUGAACAAGGUGCUCCAGGAGCAACGCCUCGAGUCGGAGACGCUGCUCGGUGACUUGGAGCUGCCCCAUCAGCUCCAUUCCAAGAUUGAAUGCGUGCUCUGCUACAAGCGCUUCCAGUUCUUUCAUCGAAAGUUCACGUGCCGAAAAUGCGGCGAGGUCGUGUGCAAAAGCUGCCAGUCGACAUGGGAGCUCGACUUGCCUGGGGUCGGCAUCCGUCAAAUUUGCAUAUGCACGUUGUGUUCGGCAAACUCGCGAGGCACGAGCAGCCAUCCAGACACGUUGGGCCGCAUGCGAGAAGUGUACGAGGAAGGGGAGGCGAACGUCGGAGAUCAUGCCGACCGGCAGUCGGAAGGGGGUGCCACCAUGGUCACGGACAUCUCGUGCAGCAUCAGCCAGUACUUUGUCCAGCAGCAAGAAAGCAGCGAAGUCGGCUACGACUCGAGGUACCAUCAGCCACAUCAUCUAGGGCCGCCGCCUGUCCACUCGAGGGAGAAUAUGGGGGGGCCGGUCCACUGCGAUGACCAAGAUCAUGUAUACGCUGACCCCAAGCCGUUCAAGAGCCAUCGUCGAAAUCCUUCACCGCAGCACGUUCCGGUCUCCGCGUCUGGAGUUCCGCCCAUGCUCAUGGAUCACGGUGGCGAGUCCACUUCUCGGGGCGGAACCAACGGUCAUCCUGGAGGCUCCCAUGGCCAUUCUGUGCCGCGGCCGGCCAAAGUGCACGUACCGCCGUCCACUUUGCCAUCGCCACCGCGGCCGACGAAGUACCUGUCGGUCGACAUUUCGGAUCCCAACGACGACGUGAUCUCGCUCGGGUCGGAGGAACGGUUUUCCUUUCAUUCGAGACAGCCCAAGCGCCUACACGGUCCGUCGCAAGGACUUGCGUCGGCGCUGGGGUCUGUCCGACUUGGGGCGGUCGUCCCUGAGACUAUUGACGACGGCGAUGACGCCACCAACAGCUUUCAUCGCAAGUCGUCGCCGCACCGACUCAGCUACGAUGCGUGUGCCAAUAACCUCGUGAACCCGACGACGUGGAAGCACCCGGCGUCGUCCCAAUCCACCGGGGGGGUGAGAAUAGACAUUGGAUCGAACAAACGAUUUGGCUGAAGUCUUCGUACCCCUCGGUAUAGACAACGAACUGCUAUAUAUCAAAAAUACCUGCGACUUCUCGUUCUUUGUCGCGCAUGCUUUGGUAUAUUUCGCAAGACUCGAUACAUUUUCGCUAGAAAAUAUUAUCUGUUUAACAUAUAUA